AUGGAAUCAUUUCGGUUACCUCUAGAUUUCAAAGCAAGUCCGUCAGAGAAAGGGCAUGGAGUGGAACUGAAGAUUUCAUCUAAAGGACUACGUAUUUCUAAGGAUUUCGAAAAGUUAAAGAAAGAUAUUAAACAAUCACCGAACGACUUAAGAAAAUGGGAUUUACUCUUUGAAGCAUUCAAUGACAAAUUUGAAGAAUUAUAUGGAGAAGAAAAGGACAAAAACAUUACGACAGAAUUCAAGCGCAUUGUUGAUGAAUCUUAUCUGGAAUUACUUGAUAGAUUCCCACUUUUGGUAUUUUAUUGGAAGAAUUGGCUGAUCUUAGCGUACAAGUUGGAUGGCAUUGAAGCAUCUAUAAAUGUUCUCGAGAAGUCCGUUGUGGAGUUUCCUUAUUCGAUUGAAUUAUGGGUGGACUAUUUAAGUGCUCUGAUCUCAGACUUUAAGCUUGGUAAGGACGAUGAAGGUACUCUGGAUCAAAAAAUACAAAACAUAAGGAACCUAUAUACACUAGCACUUCGGUAUAAUGGCAAAAACUUUAAUUCACAUGUCCUAUGGGAUAAAGCUAUCAGCUUUGAGAGCGAAGUUGAUAGCAAUUCUCACGAAUUGCUCUCUUUGUAUUUGGACAACAUCAGAACACCUUUGUACCAGUAUGCUCAAUACUUUAAGCAGUUUAGUGAGAUCAACAAGAACUAUAAGGUAGAGGAUAUUGUACCUGAGAGUGAACUUCAAGAUUACAUAAUAAAGUUCCAGGGUUCCAAUAUAGAUGAUUUAUCUGAGGCUGAUAAAUUUCAAAUUAUAGAUGAUUAUUCGUAUAAAGUUUUUAAUGAGACCCAAAAAACAGUGGAUGAAAAAUGGCAAUAUGAGUCUUCUUUAAUGUAUCAAGACUUUAGUUUGGAUAAAAUAGAGGAGAUAGAAAAAGAGAUUGGAGCAUGGAGACUUUAUUUGAAGUAUCAAGUCAACAAAUAUAGCGAAGAACCAAAUUCUUUUCAGUUUGAUUUAGUAUGCAACUUAUUUGAGAGGGCGUUGAUUCCAAAUUGUUUCAGUAGUAAUUUAUGGAUGUCAUUUUUGUCAUUUUUGAACUUCCUGCAACUCAAUGAUCAAGAAAAAUAUGAAAAAAUGAGCCAGCUAUACCAUAGAGCUGGAAACAGGUUUCUACCAUUAAAUGACAAUAUAUUGCGUUUCAGCUACUGUGAUUUUUUGAUGAAGUAUGAUAAAUUUGACAUGAGCGUCGAAUAUCUUUUUGACUUGAUCAAGAUGUUUAGUGGGUCUCUUGACCCCAAAGGUGUCUAUUUGAAAAAACCAUAUUUAGAGUCUAUUAAUAAAUUAAUAGAACUUUGGAAGCAAAAGAUGAAUCAACCGGAAUAUUCUGGACAAUUAUGUACGAUCAUAUUUGACUACUUCAGUGUGGAUGAGAAGAGCAGAAAAUCGCGUCAUUCGAAAGACCCAACGAUUGAUAACAAGGAAGAUAGUUACAAAUUCAAUGAGAACUAUGUUAGGAUUUUGCAAAAACUUCUUAAUAGCGACUCCAUUUGUAUUAUAACUGACUUAUACAUAGAUUCUUUGAAUCAAAGUUCAGAAUCAGCGACUGAAGAGAUGCGGCAUUUGUUCAAUAAUAUAUUUCAAGAAAAUGAGUUUACAAAGUCCGUUAAGUUCUGGAAAAAGUUUAUCGAAUUCGAAGGCCUUAAAACCCGGAGUAUGAUUAAUUUAAUUCGGAUUGUGACAUAUAUGAGCUGCAAUACUCAGCUACCCAAAGUAAUGAUAGAUGCCCUAAUAGAUCUCAGCUAUGAUAUCUUGCUACCGAAUUUAGCAGAUGCUCUUGAAAUGACACCUGAGACUCGUGAAUUUUUGUUAUACAUGGAUGCAAGUAAAUCAAAUUCACUAUUUAUAAACUCUUACUUGAGACGUAGGAUGUCUAAAUUUAAUUUCUACUUAGGGGAUGUUGACGACAAAAGGAUUACCAGUAGUAAGCACAGGAGUGUGUUAAGAGAAGAGAAUCUUCUUAAACUUGCAAAGAAACAUUUCGAUCAUCCCGGAAUUAUAACGGAGGCUGUUCCUGAAGUCACCAACAGUAUAAUGAACGAUAAAGUUAAAUAUCCUUUAGAAAGUUCAAGGCUUGAGAUUCCACCGUUACCUACGUUCAAGAAUGUUGAAAAAGCGAGUCUACCAAUAAAUUAUCCCACGGAGUAG
This is a messenger RNA of Priceomyces carsonii, 2187 nucleotides long. RefSeq names its product Prp39p (gene PRP39). Gene Ontology annotation, molecular function: pre-mRNA 5'-splice site binding; protein binding. Lineage: Eukaryota; Fungi; Ascomycota; Pichiomycetes; Serinales; Debaryomycetaceae. The record is from RefSeq and is a predicted model, not a curated record. Gene Ontology annotation, cellular component: commitment complex; U1 snRNP; U2-type prespliceosome. Gene Ontology annotation, biological process: mRNA 5'-splice site recognition; RNA processing. The coding region runs from base 1 to 2187 and encodes 728 amino acids. The transcript has a single exon.